Messenger RNA from Rhopalosiphum maidis (corn leaf aphid), 3053 nucleotides. RefSeq names its product ATP-dependent zinc metalloprotease YME1 homolog (gene YME1L). Bases 468 to 2600 code for a protein of 710 amino acids. The record is from RefSeq and is a predicted model, not a curated record. Gene Ontology annotation, biological process: protein quality control for misfolded or incompletely synthesized proteins; mitochondrion organization. Lineage: Eukaryota; Metazoa; Arthropoda; Insecta; Hemiptera; Aphididae. The transcript has 15 exons. Gene Ontology annotation, cellular component: mitochondrial inner membrane. Gene Ontology annotation, molecular function: ATP binding; ATP hydrolysis activity; ATP-dependent peptidase activity.
AGAGAGAAAAAUUUUUUUUUGACAUUUUCAUAUUUUACUAGGUUAAAGCGCUACGCGGAACGGCCAAAAUAUUAAAUUAUGCUUAUUAUGCUAAACACGAUUUCUUUUGCCGACUGCGGUAGCGACGAGUGACUCGACUCUUGCACACCACCGUCGUGCGUUUAGUUUGACGUACCAUAUUACAUCGUAAACCAUAAUCGUUACUGGCCAAUUUCGUCCGUGUGUUGUCGUCACGCGUUUUCGAGAAGAAAAUACCGAUUCGUUUUCCUACGAUUUCGGACGCCGCGAACGCCACCGUUUGAAUGUUUCCCAUCGACUCCGACAACGCUAUAGUAUUCUAUAGUUCUCGGUCGUCCGUUGCAAUUGAAAACGUUCUGUUGUUAUAAUCAUAUUGUAAUUGUCAAUAUAGUAUUAUCAGGUUGGGUUCAGGCACCCGCUACCCACUACCACUUCGAAUAUCUACAAUUAUGUUCACACUAGGAUUUGCUAUACCUACUCAGGUAGCUGCGGCAUUUCCACUUAGAAUAACCAUUCAAGGCCAGAAAUCUAAAUUGAAACAAAAUAAAAUUGAUGUCAAAAACAAAACUAUUGAAGAUAUAUUGCCAGACUAUGCUAAAUCGCUUUUAGAUAAUAUACCUGUUGAAAAAGUGGAUGAAUAUUUAAUGAACAGGCCCACAUAUACAGUUCAUUGUAAAAUAAAGAAACAUCAAAACAUUGUACGUUUGUUGCAAAAAACAGUGAAUAAAAAAUUUGGUCUUAAAUGUCACCAUACUAUGGACAAUAUAAACAAUCAUAUUUUGAUUGUAUCAAAUACACGUGAUUCAUCUGCUAAACACUUUUUACAUCGUCCUAGACCUUAUUUCACAGAUGUUCAAUUCAGAAGCUUUAAGACUGAACGUAUUUCUAGUAAGGAAAACGAUGAAAAAAUGAUAAAUCGUUUGAGAGAAAUGCUUUUACUUCCCAAAGGAAGUGAUUUGAAAGGUACUGAUUUAUUUUCAGGCAUGGAAUUUAAUAAAUUGAAAGAUCAAUUAAAAAAUGAAAACUUAAAUAAAGAAGAACUAGAUAGGUUAAAAAUAUCUUUUGCGGAAGGAUAUCUAGUAGCAAAAGACCAAAAAGGAAAUACUACCAAAUCUCAAAAAUGGUGGAAAAUUGUCCAGUCUUCACUUAUAGUUGGGUUGUUAGUUAGUUCGUUGAUUUCUAUUUUUGUGAUAUUAACAGGAACUAUGUUCAAGAUACAACUCACCAAUCAGGUUGAAGUAAAUUCUGAAGAAAUAACAGUAACUUUUAAUGAUGUUAAAGGGGUAGAUGAAGCUAAACAAGAGUUGAGAGAUAUUGUAGAAUUUCUUAAAAAUCCAACUAAGUUCUCGUCUUUAGGUGGCAAGUUACCAAAAGGUGUACUACUUGUUGGACCACCGGGAACUGGUAAAACACUUUUAGCUAGAGCUGUUGCUGGAGAAGCAGGAGUGCCAUUUUUUCAUGCGGCUGGUUCUGAAUUUGAUGAAAUUUUAGUUGGACAAGGCGCUAGACGAAUUCGCGAUCUUUUUAAAGCAGCAAAAGAAAAAUCACCUUGUGUAGUAUUUAUUGAUGAAAUUGAUUCUGUUGGUGCAAAAAGAACAAAUUCUGUUUUACAUCCAUAUGCAAAUCAAACAAUAAAUCAGUUACUAACUGAAAUGGACGGGUUUCAUCAAAAUCAAAAUAUUAUUGUACUUGGAGCUACUAAUAGACGUGAAGAUUUGGAUCGUGCCUUGCUUCGUCCAGGCCGUUUCGAUAUUGAAGUUGAUGUUCCUCUUCCUGACUAUGCGGGACGGAAACAGAUAAUAAACUUAUAUUUAAAGAAAAUACUUAGCAAGGACAUUGAUGUAGAUCUCUUGGCUAGAGGGACCAGUGGUUUUACUGGUGCUGAUAUUGAAAAUAUGGUAAACCAAGCAGCUGUUAAAGCUGCAAGUGAUGGAGCUAAAACUGUAUCUAUGAAAUAUUUGGAAAUUUCUAGAGAUAAAAUAUUAAUGGGUCCAGAAAAAAAAACAAAGAUUCCUGAUGAAGAAGCAAAUACAAUAACUGCGUACCAUGAAGGUGGACAUGCAAUUGUUGCAUAUUUCACCAAAGAUUCUCAUCCACUUCAUAAAGUUACAAUAAUGCCAAGAGGAUCAUCAUUAGGCCAUACUGCAUAUAUACCAGCAAAAGAAGAAUACCAUGUUACAAAAUCUAGAAUGUUAGCUUUAAUGGAUACAAUGAUGGGUGGACGGGCUGCUGAAGAAUUAAUAUUCGGACCAGAUAAAGUUACAACUGGUGCAUCAAAUGAUUUAAAACAAGCUACCAAUAUUGCAACUAGGAUGGUGAAAGAACUUGGAAUGUCAGAUAAAGUAGGACUUCGUACACAUGAGUCUCAGUCAAAUGAAAUAAUGAGUUUUAAUGAUCUAAGUCCAGCUACAAAUGAACUCAUUGAUAAUGAAAUUAAAAGAAUUAUGCAGGAAUCAUAUGAACGUGCAAAAAGCAUAUUAAAUGUUCACCAUAAAGAACAUAAGCUUUUGGCCGAAGCAUUACUUAAGUAUGAAACAUUAGAUGCAGAAGACGUUAAAGCACUUUUAAGUAAAAAAGCAUAAUGUUAUAAAGCUAUAAUUUUUAUUAUUAAUUAAGCUUUAUGUUUUUCCUAAUAAACAAAUAAAUAAAUAAAGACACUGUCAAAUUAUUAAAAAUGGAAAUCCUAUUUGCAAUAAUAUUCAUGUUUUUUUUUUGUUUUUGUACAAUGCCUAAGCCAUUAUUUUAAGUUGUUAUUCAGUAAAGUAUGUUAACUGUAAUUACUGAGUUAUUUUGGAUUGUAAACAUUUAUAAAUUAUUGAAUUUAAAUAUUAGGUAUUUAGUUGUUGACUAGAUCUUUUAAAAUAUUAUGUUAUAAUAUAUUGUAUUUCUUAAAAAAAUAUUUGAUCAGUUUAUCAAAAUUGACAAAUUAUGUUCACUAUUAUUUUUUCUUGUUUUGUAGACAGAUGAAAACAGUUUAGUUUAAGAGGUCUAAGAAAUAAACUACAAGCCUUCUAUAGGUAAACUCUAAACAGAUA